Molecule: messenger RNA, 1032 nt
Organism: Lachancea mirantina
Lineage: Eukaryota; Fungi; Ascomycota; Saccharomycetes; Saccharomycetales; Saccharomycetaceae
Source: the annotation of a GenBank genome assembly
AUGAUAUUCAGCAGGACGUCAAUUCGGGCCUUUCCGAGGUCCUCGCUUCCGUCUUUGUUCAGGUCGAGAGCCGCGUCAACGUUAGCUUUCAUUGAGACCUCUCAAGAUGGAAAGAUUGCACAAUCCUCUUUAAGUGCACUUAGCGCGGCCGAAAAGCUAGGAAAUCCCAUUACUGCGCUUUUUGUGGGUGGCUCGGCUCAAAAGGGUGCAGAAACGCUGAAAGGUGACUAUUCUGUCAACAGUUUGAAGAGCAUCAUUGUUGCGAGCAACGAGGCGUAUAACAACUAUCUGCCAGAAAAUGUCACUUCUCUUUGCGUGAAGCUGCUUGAAGACCCCGAAUACUCGCAUUUCAUUGUAGCAAGCUCUGCUUCGGGUAAGAAUGUUCUACCUCGCGUUGGCGCGUUGCUUGAUUUGCAACCCAUAUGCGACGUUACUGCUAUUGUCGAUGCGAAAACGUUUGUCAGACCAAUGUAUGCAGGCAACAUACUAGCCACUGUUGAAUGUAACCAGUCCAAAAAGUUGAUCAGUGUGAGAGCUUCUUCUUUCCCCGCUGCCAGUGCUGGUGGCACCGAAGUUCCAAUCACCAAAGCUGCUGAACAGCCAAAAUCAAGUAUAGACGUUAAAUGGGAAGGCGAAAACCUUGUAAAGAGUGAACGUCCAGAUCUGGGAUCCGCGUCGAGAGUGGUUGCAGGUGGUAGAGGUUUGAAAAACAAAGAGACCUUUGACAAUCUCGUAACUCCCUUGGCUGACACUCUGCACGCCGCCAUUGGAGCUACGAGAGCUGCUGUAGACUCAGGACUUUGCGACAAUUCUUUACAGAUUGGACAAACAGGUAAAGUCGUGGCUCCAGAUCUUUAUGUCGCCGUCGGAAUUUCAGGUGCCAUCCAGCAUCUCGCGGGUAUGAAAGACUCGAAGACAAUUGUUGCAAUAAAUAGUGACCCAGAGGCUCCUAUUUUCCAAGUCGCAGACUUUGGACUUGUGGGCGAUCUUAAUGAAGUUGUGCCAGAGCUUACUGAGAAACUAGCUAAAUAA